AUGAUACACAAGAUUGGAUACUAUAAUCAUAUACCAUGGUUCAGUAAGCAGCAUAUCGGUGAUUGGGUGAUGUGCAUUGUCAUCUUCCUUACGGAAGCAGUGUUGUUCAAUUUCUUGAUACAACCAUACGAUAGAUAUAUGCCAGAUGGAUUCGCAUUCCAACUGAUUCAAUACCCAAUGAAGCCAGACAUCGUUCCAACAUGGGCGUUGAUGUUAAUCGCAUUUGGCAUACCAAUUCUUAUUUUCUCUGCAUUCUACUAUUCACAUCGUUGUCUCCAUGAUUUCCAUCAUGCAUGUCUCGGUUUAAUUCAAACAUUUACAAUGACAAUGUUAUUUACAGAUUUUCUAAAGGUUUUGGCAGGUCGCUAUAGACCAUCAUAUGGAGCCAGAUUCGAUACAGAAAAUAAAUCGUUGAUUCAUGAUGGUAGAAUGAGUUUCCCAUCGGGUCACUCAUCGAUUUCAUUUGCAACAAUGACAUUCCUUUCAUUGUAUCUCUGCGGUAAACUAAAGGUGUUCCGCAGAGAAGGUGCACCAACCUGGAAGAUUUUCAUCGUUCUUACACCCUACAUGUUAUCUGCAUUCGUUGCUGUUUCAAGAACCAUGGAUUAUCACCAUGAUUUUUCAGAUAUUUUAGGUGGAACUGUGAUUGGAUUGUGUAUGGGUGCAUUUUUAUAUAAAACCAACUUUAAUGCUCUGACAUCAAAGGAGUGCUCAUUACCAAAGAAUCGUAUCAAUCCACACUAUGCAAAGGAUGGACUGCUAUUUGCUGAGAAAGACGAUACUCUAUUAUCGAUAAAUGUACUCUGA
Messenger RNA from Heterostelium album PN500, 807 nucleotides. Its product is annotated as phosphatase PAP2 family protein. The record is from RefSeq and is a predicted model, not a curated record. Gene Ontology annotation, biological process: phospholipid metabolic process. Gene Ontology annotation, molecular function: phosphatidate phosphatase activity. NCBI's taxonomy places the organism in Eukaryota, Evosea, Eumycetozoa, Acytosteliales, Acytosteliaceae. Bases 1 to 807 code for a protein of 268 amino acids. The transcript has 3 exons.